This is a messenger RNA of Bolinopsis microptera, 1237 nucleotides long. RefSeq lists its product as uncharacterized. Bases 33 to 902 code for a protein of 289 amino acids. The transcript is spliced from 6 exons. The record is from RefSeq and is a predicted model, not a curated record. NCBI's taxonomy places the organism in Eukaryota, Metazoa, Ctenophora, Tentaculata, Lobata, Bolinopsidae.
AUUAUCAAUUAUGAAGGUCUUAAGACAAAAUCAUGCUAUUGCUGAUAGUUACUGGAUUGUUGGCAGCUACAGGACAGACAGCCCCCUCACCGGACACCUGUCCAAGUGUUCUGACAAGAGCUGGAAUUGAUCCGGACAACUUUGUCCCGUUUGUUACCCACAGCAUCCACUCUCUUACCUUGGAGGACAUCAGAUUCUACUUCAAAAGUGAUGCGCAAGAGGAGAACAAUAUUCCAACAGUGAACCCGGAUAUGGAUAGUGAGGAGAGAGUGCUCCCUCAUGCCCCCCUGGCUGGUUAUGAUGACGACUUCUCCACUCCAGCUAUGAGACAGUUUGAUAUGGUGAUGAGAAACAUGGACAGAGCCGACUGGCAGGUGAAAGGUUACAGCCCUCUUGAGAUGGCAACACACGUUUUCCACAUGGCCGAGCUAUGGAACCAAGCUGCUAAACAGUAUGACCUGGCGGCUAAACUGCUGGACCCAGAAUCCGAAGUGUGUGGAUGUAUGAAGGAUAUUGAGAAUAACGGUAUCAUGCAGUACAUGAAUCUGCUGGCCUUCAAGAUCAGAUACCCAGGGAUUACCUCUGGAAAUUCUACACUCACUGCUCCUUAUCUAAGUCCCAGAAAGAAGAGAAGCAGCCCAAGCAGCCUUGGCUACGAGCUUGGUAUCACCAUAAAAUUCUUAAAACCUGUUUGGCCUCGUCUGGCGGAGUUUGAUUUUAGUGGUAGUGACGUGGAGCUGCUGAGAGAUGUUGCAGAGCAGCUCAUUGAUGGAUCUGGAGUUAUGACAACAAGCAUUGACAGCGAGGAACAUUGGGAAUCCUGGAGGAAGAUGGUAAAGAGCGCUAUGAGGCAGGAUCUUUACUAUGACUUGGGCGUUUUCAUGUUCUGUAUGCUCAACUGAAGAUGAACUUUUGGCAAUUUAGGAAGUGAAACAUUUUAAUACAAAAGAUUUCUUGACGUCUAUAUUAAUUGUAUCGUAACGUUAACUACGGUUUUCAAUUGAUUAUUCUAUAAAUUACGGACAUAUCAAUGAUCCGAAGAGGGUUGCCAAAUCCCAACCCCCUAAAUUCGGAGGGAAGUUGCAACUUAUACACUUUAAACAUCUUGUUGUAUGAUGUUCAGCUACAGGGUUCGCCUUUUAAAUCAAAUAACUUAUAACGUGCGGUAAUUUCGGAAUUUUAUUGUUUGAAAAAGUUUGAAUCAAAUGUUUAAAACUUAUAGUGAAGUAGUGUAUAA